AUGUCACCACCCUCCUCCUGGCCCUGGUCCCGCGACGCGCUGCUGCGCUACGCCGAAGCCGACGCGGUUUGCUGGAUUGAUACCCACGCCGAGCCGCCCUGCGCUCGCGCCGUGUCGUACACCGAGCUCGUUGAUAUGGUUGACCGCGUCGCGGCCAUCAUUGCAAGCGCUGCCUGCCGAGCAGCUGGCGUCGGCCUGUGCCUGGACAACUCUCUGUCCGCCGUCGUCUGCCAUCUCGGCGCCCUCUGGGUAGGCAACCACUUCGUGCCUCUCGACGAGCCGAGUGCACAGCCGCGACUGCAGGGCAUGCUCUGUGCCUCACGUGAGAUUGAGACAAUUAUCUGCUCUCCACACCUCGCCGCAGCCUUCGAAGCGGUGCGCGCCUGCACCUACCACACCAGCGGCACGACCGGCACGCCAAAGGCGAUCCACAGCACGCUCGAGCAGUGGGGCGCCUUUGUCUGCGCCGCAGCGCGGCCCUACCGCCUCACCGCAGCUUCGCGCGUCUUUGUCGCGACGAGUGCCAUCUUCGACCCGAGCGCGGGGCUGACCUUUGCGGCGCUGGCCGUCGGCGCGGCCGCCUGCCUCGCGCCCUGGUCCUUCACGCUGCGGCAGCUGCGCCGCUCAGUGGAGCUAACGCGCGCGACGCACGCCUGCUCCACCCCAUCGGUGUGGGCGCUGUACGACCUGGAGAGCGGGUCAGGUGCGGGUAGCCUCACGACGCUGCUGCUCGGCGGCGAGCCAAUGCCCGCCGCACUCACCCGGGCGUGGCUCGGCCUGGGCGUAGCGCUGAUCAAUACCUACGGAGCCACCGAGGCGACCGCGACCGUGUACCAGUGGGCCUACUGCCUGCCGCCGCACGCAGCCGCCCUCCCGGACGAGGACCUCGAGAGGGAGGGUCGCUGCCUCGGUGCGCCCUUCGAAGGGAUCGGCUUCGCCGUCGUUGGCGGGCCCAGCCGUUGGUCGGCGGCGAGCGUGGCCGCCGGAGGCGCGCCCGCCGAGGAGGGGGAGGGAGAGAGCCGCUUCCGCACGGGCGACUUGGUGCGCCGACGCGGCAGCGACCUCUUCUACCUCGGCCGAGCGGACCAGCAGGUCAAGCUCAACGGCCGGCGCGUCGAGCUCGGGCCGAUCGGACGCUUGCACGCCUUUUGCGCGAUGGCGUCGCCGCCGCCGGAAGAGCACGCUUGCGCCGGCUACGCCGCCACCGCCGCAGCCGUGCGGGCGCUCUGCCGGCUCGAUUUGCCUUCGUACUUGGUGCCGUCGGGCGUCACGCUAUUGCGCGAGCUGCCGCGCACGCCGACUGGCAAGACGGACGCGCGCGCGUUGGCGGCGCUAGCACGUGCGGCCAGGGUGGCGCCUGGGGCGGCGGAGGCGCGGGAGGAGGGCGGCGGCGGCGGCUCGCCGUGGCGCCCCGAGGGCUGGCUCGGGGUGGUCGCGGGCUGCUGGUCGCGCGAGCUGGGCAUCCCGGUCGGCCAGCUGCGAGGCUCGCCCGACUUUGGCGCGCCGUGCUCGUCCGACUUUGGCGCGCUGAGCGGCGACAGCCUUGUCGCGCUCAAGAUUUGCGCGCGGCUGUGGCGGCACCGGAAUCGAGACGCGGCCGAGGGCGGCGCCUUUGGGGAGGGGAUGGGCGCGUUCGGCCCCACGCAUUUGCUGGCGACGCCGAUCCUGACCGACUCGUUCGGCGUCACCGCCCUGCAGAGCGCGGUGCAGCAGCGCGGCGCGGGCAUCGCCCACCGGUUGCUCGCCGCGUGCGCCGAUGUGCUGGCCCUCGACUCCAACCGGCAGACGGCGCUACACCACGCCGCUCGCGCAGGAGCGGACAACGGAUGCUUGGCGGCCUUGCUCGACCGUUGGGAGUCGGUGGCCGGCGACGACGACGGCUCGGCGUGUGCCUCGAGGGACGUGUGGGGGCGGACGCCAUUGCAUUGGGCGGUCAUCAACGGCCACCGCGAGGCGAUCGUCACGCUCGUCGAGGCUGGGAGCGACAUUGCGCUGCGCGACAAGCAGCACGAGUCGGCGCUCGACCUCGCCGAGCGGAGGGCGACCUGCCACGCGGUGGGCUUCGGAGGCCGGUGCGACAAGCUGACGGUCAGCUUGCUCAAGCUGAUGUUACCGCGCGACCACGCCGACUACAGCUCCUUCCACCCGGAGGGCCUGAUGGACCUCUGUACGCACGAGGUGCUCCGGCACGCCGAGAGGCUGAAGCUCGGCGCCGAGGAGCGCGAAGCCUUCCUCGCGCUGAGCCCCGCGGAGCGCGCGGCGAUCGGGGACCAUGUGAUGACAAUUGACGAGCUAAAUGCGCGGGAUGAGGGUCGCCUCUAGGGUCGCGUUCGCGGGGAAUAGUACUCAGUACUGACAUGAUCUAGUGUCCCCGCCCUCUAGUCAUGUUCGAUCGAUC
Molecule: messenger RNA, 2398 nt
Organism: Emiliania huxleyi CCMP1516
Lineage: Eukaryota; Haptophyta; Isochrysidales; Noelaerhabdaceae
Exons: 7
Coding region: 1-2322 (773 amino acids)
Biological process (GO): amino acid activation for nonribosomal peptide biosynthetic process; secondary metabolite biosynthetic process
Cellular component (GO): cytoplasm
Molecular function (GO): phosphopantetheine binding; protein binding
Source: RefSeq, a predicted model, not a curated record